CUCCCUCCACCCACCUCCCUCCCCCCAAGAGAGAGGUCACUAAAUGCCCAAGAGGAGGAGGAGAGAAUACUUUCAACCAUAAUAGAGUCCAUGGGAAGGUCUCCAUGCUGCGAGAAAGCUCACACCAACAAGGGAGCAUGGACCAAGGAGGAAGAUGACCGCCUCAUCGCCUACAUCCGUGCCCAUGGCGAGGGAUGCUGGCGCUCCCUCCCCAAGGCUGCCGGCUUGCUCCGUUGCGGCAAGAGCUGCCGCCUCCGCUGGAUAAACUACCUGCGACCCGAUCUUAAGCGCGGCAACUUCACCGAGGAAGAGGAUGAGCUCAUCAUCAAGCUCCAUAGCCUUCUCGGCAACAAAUGGUCUCUCAUAGCGGGGAGGUUGCCAGGGAGGACCGACAACGAGAUAAAGAACUACUGGAACACACAUAUUAGAAGGAAGUUGUUGAGCCGGGGAAUUGACCCUGCCACCCACCGUCCGAUCCAUGCGCCUCUUUCGGACUUCACCAUCACCUUUGCUAAGGGGGAGAAGAAGGAUGUGAAAAUUCUUCGCCGCGACGAAGAGAAGACUGGCCGCAGCUGCACCAGAGAAGAGUCUGCACCAUGGAGGCAAUACAGAUGCCCGGAUCUCAAUUUAGAGCUGUCUAUAAGCCCUCCUUUCCAACAACCAGUGGAGCCCAUCAAGGGAGAGAGGAGAUCACUUUGUUUCAACUGCAGCUUGGGGCUGCAGGGGAGCAAGGAGUGCAAGUGUAAUUGCUUUCUUGGGCUUGGUGGUGGAGUGUUGGACUAUAGAACAGUUGAAAUGGAAUGACAUGCUUAUCAGUGUCUUCAUCAUCUUGAUGAGGCAACUAAAAAACAAAAAAAGAAUAUGAUCGAUCCUUUUUUCCUUUCUUCUUUUUGUACAAUUGUUGGAACAGAAUACUAUACUACUAUUGUUGAGCUAUGAUUUCUUCGUAAAAGAAAGACAUGCAUGGAUUUCAUUCA
This is a messenger RNA of Elaeis guineensis (African oil palm), 977 nucleotides long. Its product is annotated as myb-related protein 308. Lineage: Eukaryota; Viridiplantae; Streptophyta; Magnoliopsida; Arecales; Arecaceae. The record is from RefSeq and is a predicted model, not a curated record.